ACCAUUUUUCCCUCUUCCGGGCCGGGUGCUGGUGACUGCUGGGCCGGCAGCCCAGUGAGCGCGGCGAGGCGGGGCGAAACCUCCCGCCACCUCCCUCCCUCCCUCCCGCCGCCGCCUCAGUCCCAGCCCCAGCCCCAGCCCGCUCCUCGCCGUCCCGCCCGCACGCCCACCCACCCGCCCGGCUCCGCAUCCCGCUGCCGCCGCCGCCGCUGCUGCUGCUGCUGCCGCCGCCUCGCCUCCCAGCAUGGUUAUCAAGGUUUACAUCGCCUCCUCCUCCGGCUCCACGGCGAUUAAAAAGCAGCAACAAGAUGUGUUAGGUUUCUUGGAAGCCAACAAAAUUGAAUUUGAGGAAAAGGAUAUCGCCGCCAAUGAGGAGAAUCGGAAAUGGAUGCGCGAGAACGUGCCUGAAGACAGCCGGCCAGCAAGUGGGAACCCCCUGCCGCCCCGGCUCUUCAACGACAGCCGGUACCUCGGGGACUACGAAGCUUUCUUUGAAGCUCGAGAGAACAACGCGGUAUAUGCGUUCUUAGGCUUGACUGCGCCACCUGGUUCAAAGGAAGCUGAAGCACUGGCCAAGCAGCAAGCGUGAAUUUCAACUGCCUUAAAUGUUCUGUAAAGGGAAUUUCCACAGCUUUUUAUAAAAUAGUACAAUUGUGUCUGCUUCAAGAAAUGUAGAUGUGAUUUCUAACAUUUGAUUGGUGCUUGCAGCAUUCACCGUACGUCAUACAAAUUUGAACACAAGAUGAAAAUGUGAACAUAAAGGUAGAGAGCAGAGGGUGUAUUAUUACAAAGUUGGAAGCAUAGGAAACUGAAGCAAUUAGACAGGAAUGAUUUUCACAUAGUUUAAGCUGUCUUGGCAAUUCAUCCGUUUUGUGUAAACUUAAAGAAACUAUUUUAGUACUAAUAACACAGAUGGGGUUAUACCUAGAGAUCCAACUAUUUAAAAUACGGAAAACAGCAUCUAAAACCUUGUCAGAUACUAACUUUAGUGCCUGAGUUGCCUCAGAAAUGUUACUGAAUUACACAGUAAUUUUUCAGUGUCUCUUCUGGUUUCAGAUGAAAUUGUAGGUGGUAUUGUGUAGUAUAGCCAUUGUAGUCACUUUUGAAAGUUGUGUUUGUUCUUUUGUAGAAUGGAUAUUUAAGAUUUGUAUUGUAACACACUGUACAGAUGAUAAAAGAAAAAAAAUUGCCAUGUAUUUCUCAUUUAAGUGAUCCGUGUGGGCUCUUUUGACAAAGAAAAAGGGAUCUGGGCAAUGGACAGCCUUUCCAUUGGCAAGUUCAUCACACAGCUGCCUAAGCAUGACUUGACUACAUGUCUGUGUGCAAGAGUCAGUGCCCCUCAGCGGAGUAUGCGCUAAUUCCCAAGCACCGUUGCAAAUAAGCCAAAACGGCCAGAAAUGGCAUUUCCUUACCUUUGUAAGGGUGAAAGCCUUUAAUGUAUUUCUCUACAAAAAUACCAGUUCACACUGCUUAUAGCAUUAGGCAUCUUAUUGCAUGUUCAAGUAGUCAUUAGAUUCAUAUAGUAUUUUUUCAAACAAGGAAGUAAAUGUUUGAAUAGCAAGAACUAUUGUAAUUAAUCAAGACUUUUUUUUUUUUAAGGUUUAAAAACUUAUUUCCAUUGUUACUGCCGUAUCGCGAAGCUAUUACAGGAAUUGUGCAUCUAUUAAAGUGUCUUGCAGUGGUGAAUUUACCAUGUGCAAUAUUAACCUGUGUGUUCUCCCAGCGCUCCUGAGAUGGUCUUUAUGUCUUGGCCAUAUUCUUUCAAAAAUAUAAAUACUUUCCAAAAUGGUUUACAGUUCAUAGUUUUGAAGUCUGAAAUUAGAAACAGGAUAAAAGUAAGAACUUAGGUUUCCAAAGAUGCAGUAAUUAAGUAUUUCCCCCACCAACACUUCUUUGGGGCUUUUGUUCCGUUCACUGCAACUGAUGAUUUUGGCAAGGUCUGUUAAAAGAGGAGCGCAGCUACUUGCUCUGGUUGGAGAGCAGCUCUGCUUCGAGAGAGCUCAUGUUGAAACUCCCACACGCAUCCGAGUGAGCAGGAGCCGAGUUAGUUAAAAUGACACUUAAUUAAUCUUUUAUCUUUUCUGAUUUGUGGGCCUGGGAGUCAGUUUGAAGCGGAUGCUUACAAAAGCGUCAAAAGACAUAGGGAUAGAUUAAUGUUGCCUUACCUUCAAGAUUAACACACGCAUUUUGUGCUUUUUCAUUAACAGGCUUUAUCAAUAAUUACUGAAAUUUUGUGAAAUUUAUUUUUAAGAUAUUUUGGGGAUGGUAGGUAGGUUAUGUUUUAAAUCCAGAGUCCAAUUCUUCUUGUUCACUAUGAUUUCAUCUUUCUGAACUGAGGUGAUUUUUCUUUCUUAAUACUGGCAUAAUCUUUACAUCUAAACUAGUGGUCGAGUUUUUUGAGAAAAUAGGUAAGAAUACCAAGUGAAAUCUUGUGAAGAAAGUGGAAUUUGACACACAAGUCACUAUACUCACACCAAUUUGCUGUGUUUCCUGUGUAAGGAAAGUACGGUGUAAGUUUUGUGAAUUACAGUCAUUAUUUUGGAGAAGCUGUAAUUGAAAGUUGCUGCCAAAUUCUGUCAGUUCAGCGACCCAAAACAUUCUGAAACGAGGUCACUCUCCGACGGUCAAGAAAAUUGCCAAGUUUAAGAAAGCAAAGUCGCUUCCCCCGUCUGGUCCCCCGCCCUUGCCAUAUGGUAGCGUUCAAACCAUAUCAGCAUUCCUAAGAAAGCUCUGUUGAGACAGACUGAAUUAUUUCUUUGUCCGGGGAACAAGGCACCAACACAAACGGAAAAAAUACCGAAAAUUUCUCUUUGUUGUGGGGCUGCGUGGAAAACUUGCCUUCAUUUUGAUGCAGAUAUAUUGCAUGAAUUUAGGAGUGCUAGGAAUUUGUUGCCUAUAGGCUAUUUUUCCAUUUCCUAUACGUGUGUUAGGUUAAUGAUGGGCGCAGGAACUGAACUUGUUCAUUUUUUUUUUUCCUAUGUAGAAGGCAGACAUUGAGGAUUUAACCUGUAUAUUAACCAUUCCUGUAUCAUUCCAAUAAAAUUCUUUUAGAAUGCUUUCUCACA
Messenger RNA from Grus americana (Whooping crane), 3065 nucleotides. RefSeq names its product SH3 domain binding glutamate rich protein like (gene SH3BGRL). The record is from RefSeq and is a predicted model, not a curated record. The coding region runs from base 245 to 589 and encodes 114 amino acids. Gene Ontology annotation, cellular component: cytoplasm. The transcript is spliced from 4 exons. Lineage: Eukaryota; Metazoa; Chordata; Aves; Gruiformes; Gruidae.